UACUUGAUGUUCAAGAAGAUGUGCACGAGGGAUGAAGACCCCGCCAGGGCCACCACCGUGAAACAAGCUGCUGCCAUCAUCGGCCAAGACGGGAAUGUCUGGGCCCAGACCACCAAUUUCCCCAAGCUUACGAUUGAAGAGAGAAUCGCCAUCAUGCGCGAAUUCGAUGAACCUGGGAUGCUCACUACCAUCGGACUCUACCUUGGCGGCACCAAGUACGUGGUGAUCGGAGUCAAACCUGGUGAUGUUAUUCGGGCACAUAAGUGGCCUCAAGGUGUGACCAUCAAGAAGACAGGUGCGGCCUUGGUCAUUGGCAUCUAUAGCAACCAUGCAACUUCUAAUAUGUGCAACGUGAUUGUUGAGAGGGUGGGUGAUGACUUAAUCAAGCGGGGCUAUUAGGCACGUCCGAUUGCAUCAUUCCUUCCCAUCUGGAAUCUUUGCAUUCUCUCGAUGCAAGUAUAUAGAUCAGAUCGGGAUGCUUGGAGUUGAUGCACUUUUUCAUUGGACGACAUGGAAAUCUCAAGUGCAAGAAAGGUUGUUUGGUUUGUAAAUGGACUUAGACACCUGCCGUUUCUUUAUUUCUUUAAUUA
This is a messenger RNA of Eucalyptus grandis, 590 nucleotides long. Its product is annotated as profilin-1-like. Gene Ontology annotation, cellular component: cell cortex. The transcript is spliced from 3 exons. Lineage: Eukaryota; Viridiplantae; Streptophyta; Magnoliopsida; Myrtales; Myrtaceae. The record is from RefSeq and is a predicted model, not a curated record. Bases 7 to 399 code for a protein of 130 amino acids. Gene Ontology annotation, molecular function: actin monomer binding.